UGACAGAGGACAGAGGACUCUCUCUGCCUUAGCUUCCUCAGGCUUGGCCUGACUCUGGGGCUGGUUCUGGGGUAAGGGAGGCAGGGGAAAGAUAAAGAGUUAAGCCUGAGGCAUCAGAGGAGAGAAGGUUAAGAGCUCCCAGCUUCUAGCUGCUCUCCUCCCAUAGAACUUCUCCAGCAGAAACCCGCAGGGAAUUCCCGCAGGCCCAGAACUACAUUUAUCAAGCCUUCUGUGAGGAAGUAAGAGGAGACACUCUUCAAAACCACAGCUCCUAAUGGGUGGUGGGGUGGGUCCACCCGGAGACUAAAGCAGAGAAAGAAAGAAGCAGAGGAUAAGCCUGUACCCAAGAAGGCAGAAGGUCCUAGCAUCCUUACUGCUAAGCAGGUAGAUGGUCUGGGAAGGCCCUGCAUUCGGGGAAUGAGCAGAACUGAAGGUCACCAACCCACCUCUUCUGCUUUCCUCAUAAUACCAUCAAGCCACCUGCCCUGCAGAUUUUUUGGAGGCUACUCUUCGGAGAUACAGAAUUGGCAUCGCCAUCUCCUCGGCUUCUAACAGAGGAAGAUGGCUCUUUUUUCUCUCUUAAAAAUCCUGAUGUUUCUUUUUAACAGCAUCAUAUUUUUUGGGGGAUUGGGACUACUGGGCAUUGGCUUGUGUUUGAAAAUAGAUGGAAGCUCCUUCACGGACUUUCUGGGAGCUUCUGUCUCACCUUUCACCCAGCUGGUGGUGAUCAGGUAUCUCUGCAUCGGCAUCGGAAGCAUCCUCUCACUCCUGGGAGUCCUGGGCUGCUGGGGAGCCAUAAGGGAAAACAAGAGCUUGCUGUUGCUGUUCUUCAUCAUCAUAUUGCUCCUCUUCCUGGUCAAGAUGGCGAGUGCUAUGAUCAUCCUGGUGUUCUCCUCAAUUGCAAACGUGCUCUUUGUACACAUUGAUUCUUGGGCGGUCGGCACACUACGAGAAUCCUAUGGCCAGGAAGAUGACAUCACCAAAAUGUGGAAUACCACCAUGGAGGAGUUGCACUGCUGUGGAUUCCGCAACUACACUGAUUUCAAUGGUUCUAAAUACCAGAACCAAAGUGGUGGCUACUAUCCUGUCUUUUGCUGCAAAGGAAAUCUUCCUUGCCAGGAGGCUGGCAUUGAUAGUGAGAAGAAGGGAUGUUUACAGGAACUGAAGGACUCCCUGGAAAAGAAUGGAAAGUUGAUUGGAGGUGUUGGGUUGGGAAUUUUGGUCUUUGAGGUGGCAGCCAUGGUGGUCUCCAUGAUCCUGUUUUUCAAAAUUGAUGACAUUUCAUAUGACUGACAUCUCUGCUGGUACUUCCUCCCUCCCACUGCAUGAAAAAUGCUACUUUGUAUUAAUAAAUAAUGCUAAGUAUUCAGCUUGGAGCAGCAGAGCUAAAGAAUGGGUACCAUGCAUUUCUUUUCACCAGAUAAUGGAUGUUGAUGGGGAUCUGGUAUCCAUUCUGUAUAACUUGAAAAUUGUAAGGGUCUACUUUUACUAAGAGUUAUUAACAUCAUUUAAACAUCAUUUCCUUAAACACACACACACACACACACACACACACCCCAAUUUAAUGGAGCUGUCCCAAACAUUCCCUUGGAUUAGAACGUGUUCUUGGUUGCCUUUUCUUUGGACUUCUGGAAAGUUUAAAGUUUUGUAAAGGAAUAUUAGCGGGUGCUG
Dromiciops gliroides (monito del monte) is the source of this 1671-nucleotide messenger RNA. It is a transcript of the gene TSPAN16, whose product is annotated as tetraspanin 16. Gene Ontology annotation, cellular component: membrane. The record is from RefSeq and is a predicted model, not a curated record. NCBI's taxonomy places the organism in Eukaryota, Metazoa, Chordata, Mammalia, Microbiotheria, Microbiotheriidae. The transcript is spliced from 8 exons. The coding region runs from base 562 to 1293 and encodes 243 amino acids.